ACUAUGUAUUCAUGACCUAGCUUAGCUGUCGCAUUUAAUACAUAAGAUUCUCUUUACUUUUUCAAAAAGGAAAAAAUUCCGACGAGUAACUUUUCUUUUUCCCCUUCUACUGCAGCAGUUGUGGUCUCUUUCUCUUUCUUAGCCGGCGACAGAGAGAGAGAGACAGAGCUCAAACUCGCGUUAAAAGUCUUUCAUUUAAUCCCGGUUUCUUCUCUCUGUUGUUUACGCGUAGCCCAGAAAGGUACAAAACUUGCUGAAAACGAAAGGGGACGAAGAGUUACUACAAUUCGAACAAGAUGAAGUACAAGCUCAAGCGAUCUCUCUCCGCCUUCUUCUUCAUCUUCUUCCUCUAUCUCUCGGCGGUGACCUCCGAUCUAGAGUCUGACCGGCGAGCGUUAGUCGCCCUCCGUAACAGUGUCCGUGGCCGUCCGUUGCUAUGGAACAUGAGUGCCUCUUCUCCUUGUACCUGGCACGGAGUCCUCUGCGAAGCGGGUCGGGUCACGGUGCUCCGAUUACCCGGAGCUGGUUUAUUCGGCUCCCUACCAGUCGGCGGAAUUGGCAACCUUACCGAGCUUCACACCCUUUCUCUCCGUUUCAAUUCGAUCUCCGGCCCAAUCCCUUCGGAUUUCUCAAACCUAGUUCUCCUCCGUUACUUGUAUCUCCAAGGUAAUGCCUUGUCCGGCGAGAUUCCGUCGUUUCUCUUCACGCUUCCCAACAUAAUCCGAAUCAAUCUAGGGGAGAACAGGUUAUCGGGUCGGAUCCCGGAUAAUGUCAAUUCCGCGACCCGGUUGGCCACACUCUACUUAGAGAGAAAUCAACUCACCGGCCCGAUCCCUGAGAUCACGAUUACUCUUCAGCAAUUCAAUGUCUCUUCGAAUCAACUAAACGGGUCGAUUCCCGAUUCGCUUUCGGGGUUUCCCCGAACUGUCUUCGAAGGGAAUUCUCUGUGUGGGAAGCCCCUAAACCCUUGCAACGACGCAGCCGAAAGCCCCAAUUCGCCGUCGUCUGGGAAGAAAGACGACAAAUUAUCCGCCGGAACUAUUGCCGGAAUCGUGAUCGGGUGUGUUGUGGGUCUACUGCUGUUUCUCCUGAUCCUGUUCUGUCUCUGCAGAAAGAGAAAGAAAGAAGAAAACGCUCCAUCGAGAAACGUCGAAGCCCCUGUCGCCGCUCCGACCUCCGCCGCUGCUAUUCCCAAGGAAACGGCGGCAGGUGUUCCGUCGGCGAAGGCUACGGCGUCGGAGAGCAGUGCGGUGAAUAAAGACUUGACCUUUUUCGUGAAAUCUUUCGGGGAAUUUGAUUUGGAUGGAUUGUUGAAGGCUUCAGCUGAGGUUCUAGGGAAAGGAACAGUUGGGUCUUCUUAUAAGGCAAGCUUUGAUCAUGGAUUAGUGGUGGCUGUGAAACGGUUAAGAGACGUUGUGGUGCCUGAGAAGGAUUUCAGAGAGAGGUUGCAGGUUUUGGGAUCAAUGAGUCAUGCCAAUCUCGUGACUCUUAUUGCUUACUAUUUCAGCCGCGACGAGAAGCUUCUUGUCUUUGAGUACAUGUCUAGAGGAAGCUUGUCUGCCCUAUUGCACGGGAACAAAGGAAGCGGGAGGACACCGUUGAGCUGGGAAACCAGAGCCGGUAUAGCCUUAGGAGCUGCAAGGGCGAUUAGUUACCUACAUUCGCGUGAUUCGACAACUUCUCAUGGAAACAUCAAGUCCUCGAACAUACUCUUGUCUGAUUCCUAUGAAGCAAAGGUCUCUGAUUAUGGUCUAGCGCCUAUCAUUAGUUCCACAUCUGCACCUAACCGUAUCGAUGGCUACCGUGCCCCUGAAGUCACUGAUGCUCGCAAAAUCUCCCAAAAAGCUGAUGUUUACAGCUUUGGGGUCCUAAUCCUCGAAUUACUCACAGGGAAGUCGCCAACGCAUCAGCAAUUGAACGAAGAAGGAGUAGAUUUGCCAAGAUGGGUCCAAUCGGUUACCGAUCAACAACCACCGUCUGAUGUGUUUGAUCCCGAGCUCACAAGGUACCAAUCUGAGGGCAAUGAGAACAUGAUCCGGCUCUUGAAGAUCGGUAUGAGCUGCACGGCUCAGUACCCUGAUAGUCGUCCUUCGAUGGCUGAUGUCACCAGACUCAUCGAGGAGGUUUCGCAUUCAUCAGGCUCCUCCCCAAACCCGGUAUCAGACUGAUUUUUUUUUGUGGGGGUCUAUAUUGAUCGACUUGAAAAUUGUUUGGGGCUAAAUUGCAAUUUCUUCAAUAGUAUCUACACAUUCCCCGCCUUUUUUUCCAUCUUUGCUCUUGUCCUACUAGUUUGUUCGUUAAUUGUUGAGCCUCAAAUUGAGAUGAGACCUUGAAGAUUUUUUUUUCUUUCAAUUUUUUCUACUUUUAAAAUUUACAAAAAUGUUUAUAAAAAAAAUAUUGCAUCUGCCAAUUUUUGUAUAAAUAUAUUAUUUGAUUGUGUGUGAAAAUAUUGGGUUUUUUUUCUUCUUCUUCGUCUUACUUCUUA
Molecule: messenger RNA, 2485 nt
Organism: Thlaspi arvense
Lineage: Eukaryota; Viridiplantae; Streptophyta; Magnoliopsida; Brassicales; Brassicaceae
Source: the annotation of a GenBank genome assembly